GUUGCAACGUAGUAUUUUUUUUCCCAAAGGGAAACCCUUUUGACUUUCUGUUAGCAAUUCGUUCAAGAACUUUUCCGUCGGCAGAUUUUUUAUUUCUUCAUUUAUUUCUAAUACGACGCAAAAAUGGGCGUGCAAGGCCAAAACCCGUCGUUCGUGCUGCAGAAGCAGGAUGAGUUCAAGUUCGAAGACCGGCCCGUUCCCACGUUGGACGACGAUCCGCACGAUGUCCUCAUCGAAGUAAAGUAUACGGGUAUCUGCGGCAGCGACGUCCACUACUGGACACACGGCCGCAUUGGUUCCUAUGUCGUUGAAGGCCCGAUGACGCUCGGCCACGAAUCCGCCGGCAUCGUUCACAGCGUUGGCAGCCACGUCAAGACGCUGAAGCCGGGCGACCACGUGGCGAUGGAACCCGGUGUACCGUGCCGGCGCUGCGUGCGCUGCAAGUCCGGAUUCUACAACUUGUGUCCUGACAUGCGGUUCGCUGCCACGCCACCCAUCGACGGGACUCUCACGCGGUACUAUAAGCUCCCGGAGGACUUUUGCUACAAGUUACCCCACGGCAUGACGCUGCAGGAAGGCGCCUUAAUGGAGCCUACAGCAGUGGCGGUUCAUGUGUGUAAGCAGGCAGAGGUCAAGCUGAAGGAUACGCUCGUCGUGUUUGGCGCCGGCCCGGUCGGUUUGCUCUCGUGUGCUGUGGGCAAGGCCUUCGGUGCGUCCAAGGUCAUUUGCGUUGAUAUCAAUGAGGAGCGUCUGAAGUUCGCAAAGGAGUAUGCAGCAACGGGAGUAUAUCAGAGCCAACGCAUCCCGGCCGAAGAGAACGCGCGGAACAUCAUUGACCAGUUCGGCCUUGGAGAGGGUGCCGACUGUGUAAUUGACGCUACAGGCGCGGAGCCGUGCAUACAGACAUGCGUUCACGUUCUUCGGAAGGGCGGCACGUAUUGUCAAGCGGGCAUGGGUCCCUCCGACAUUACCUUUCCGAUUGGCGCGCUAUGCGGCAAAGAGCUCACCGUGAGAGGAUCCUUCCGCUACAAGAGUGGUGACUAUGCCGUUGCGCUCGAUCUCGUGUCUUCAGGUAAACUCAACGUCAAACCGCUUAUCUCGAAGACGGUCGCGUUCGAGGAGGCCGAACAGGCUUUCCAUGACGUCAAGGCUGCAAGGGGGAUUAAAAUACUGAUCGAGGGACCUGUUGUUCCAUGAACGUGGGUUUUAGGAACCGGGGGAAAAAACCGGGCGGGUGGACGGAUGUUGUUAGAUUCAAUAAACCAUCAUCCAGUAGCAUGGAUGUCGUAGUCUUGUCCGUCAUGGUUUGAACCUCAGGACCCUGCAUUCAGUUGCCUUACUCUGUCAAAGGAAGAUUUCACAUCCA
This is a messenger RNA of Verruconis gallopava, 1366 nucleotides long. Its product is annotated as chlorophyll synthesis pathway protein BchC. Gene Ontology annotation, molecular function: zinc ion binding; L-iditol 2-dehydrogenase (NAD+) activity. The coding region runs from base 124 to 1197 and encodes 357 amino acids. Gene Ontology annotation, biological process: D-sorbitol catabolic process. The record is from RefSeq and is a predicted model, not a curated record. NCBI's taxonomy places the organism in Eukaryota, Fungi, Ascomycota, Dothideomycetes, Venturiales, Sympoventuriaceae. The transcript is spliced from 4 exons.